Messenger RNA from Miscanthus lutarioriparius, 1503 nucleotides. The record is from the annotation of a GenBank genome assembly. Lineage: Eukaryota; Viridiplantae; Streptophyta; Magnoliopsida; Poales; Poaceae.
AUGAGGCCGCGCGGAAGGGGCGACGACGUCGAAGACGACGAUGACGAGGACGAGUACGAGGACAUCACGCCGCCUCGAAGAAUGCCAGGGCCCGAGGCCGACCCCGCCCCCGCCCCCUCGCCCUCACCCUCGCCCUCGCCCUCGCCCGCCCCCGCCCCCGCCCCCGCCCCGCCGCAGCCCACGCGUGCCCCGCUCAGCAGCCUCGUCAUUAGGCCGCCGCCGCCGCAGGAGAACGGCGGCGGAUCCUCCCCGCAUUCACCCUCCGCCCGCUCGCCCUCUCCCAGCGCCGGCGGACACCGAGGCCGCGGGGCCUCGCCCCCGCGGCGACGGCGGGACUUCUCACCGCCGCUUCCCCGCGGUUGGGAGAGGCGCCGGUCGCCUCCGCGGCAGCCGCCGGAGAGGCGGCGUCCUGGGAGCCCGCCGCCGGAGAGGCGGCGUCCUGGGAGCCCGCCGCCGCAGCGGCGACGCUUCACCCCACCGCCCCGGUUCCAGCCACCGCGGCAUCCGCGCUUCUACGAUGAGCAACAAGGAUAUGGAAUGCAUGCAGGCCCUUCGCCACCACGCCCACGCAGAGCAGAAGCCAGCAAAUUUGAUGAUGAUGUUGGUCCACGUUACACCCAUGGAUAUCGAGGGGUUGGUAGAGGAGGUGCAAGGUUCCGAGAGGGUUCUCCACCAUAUGGAAGAGGAGGUAGAUCAUAUGGGAGAGGCUAUGGCGCUCCACAUGGAAAGGAUUUCAUUAAUAUUGAUGGACAAUAUGUUCACCGAAAUGACCCAAAUCUUUCGCCAAGAGAAGGUGACUGGAUAUGCCAGAACCCUAACUGUGGAAAUCUCAAUUUUGCUCGGCGCACUCACUGUAACAACUGCAACAAGUUUCGCUAUUCAGCGCACGACGCAUAUGAGCCUAGGCGCAGCCCCCCCUUCAGGAGUUACCCCAGCUCUCCACGAGGGCCUCAAAGGAUGGUUGGCCCACCUGGUGAUCGUGCCCCUGCAAGAGAGAUGACCAGGUACAGAUCACCACCUCAUGGUUGGGGCGCAAGUGAUCCUAGGGCAUAUGCAGCUCGAUCCCCUCCAGAACGUGCAGGACGGUUUACAGAUCCAUCGCCUAAGGAAAGAAUGGGCUUCCGUGGUGAGCGCGACCCAAGGGACCGUGUGAAAUUUGAGUGGUCUGCCACUGAUGACUACAUUCAGACGGAGCGCCCACAUGAUGGUUAUCUUGACAGGAGUCGGCGUCACUCAGGAUCUCCUCGUGGUAACUGGGGAAAUGAUCUGCGUGACAGAAGCCGCUCUCCUCCAAGGAACAGGCCUAUGAAGAGUUCCUUCAACGACAGAGGUCGACCUGAUGACUAUGCUGCUGAUCUAUAUGCCAGCCGAGGGAGACCCAAUGGUAUGGAGGCUGGCCGUGGGCGUGGGCAUGUUUACAGACCAGGCAGUGGCCCAUACCCUGGUGAGGGUCGAGGUGACCGACGUGCUGCUCCACGUGCUAGGAACGAAGAUGGCUAUUAG